Chaetomium strumarium is the source of this 573-nucleotide messenger RNA. RefSeq lists its product as uncharacterized. NCBI's taxonomy places the organism in Eukaryota, Fungi, Ascomycota, Sordariomycetes, Sordariales, Chaetomiaceae. The record is from RefSeq and is a predicted model, not a curated record. The coding region runs from base 134 to 481 and encodes 115 amino acids. The transcript has a single exon.
CCUCAAGUAAUCCCACACUGUUAGCCAAAGCAAACGUCUGGACCCUUCCAAACCAACAACUCUCCAACAAAUGGUUCCUACCUGGCUUCGGCCCCGAAUCGCUAGAUAAAAGAGCAUACUCCUCACCUCAAUCAUGAUGGCUUCUUCGUCGAGACCUGCAGCAGUCCCUUACACCGGCGGCAUUUCAUCAUCGUCGUCUACAUCUUCUUCGUCAUCGCCCUCAUCGUCAAGCUCAUCUCCAUUCUCCGUGUCGGACUCCGACCUUCCGUCUUCAAACUCGGCGAGCUCAGGCUCCAGUGUGCGACACAGCAUGGAUUCCUCGAAACGACCCACAGUUCAGGUCACCACCAUCCGCUGCCUGCGGUGCGCGCGGGGAGAGGAGAUUACCACGACAGACGACCCGGUCUUGUCCGGCAUGGUGCAGAUCGGGACAAACAUCUACUACUGCAAACGCUGCGCCAAGAUGGUUGGCUUUACCUGAGCCGUAUUGCACCACGAGACUCGCUUGGGCGAGUGAGCCAGACGGAUGGCAGUUCUGCAAUGGAUUUCCUGGAGGUUGGAAUUGAAGGAAAU